This is a messenger RNA of Amoebophrya sp. A25, 305 nucleotides long. The record is from the annotation of a GenBank genome assembly. Lineage: Eukaryota; Dinophyceae; Syndiniales; Amoebophryaceae.
GCGCCAGUUGCUGCGGUGCCCGAGAUCCCUGCAGCUGACGGAGUUCCCGGCAUCCCUGCAGUGCCUGCAGUUGCUGGCGUUGCAGCCCAGCCUGCUCAUAUCGAUGGCGCCACGUUGCAACGCGCUCACAAGAUCCCUACGGACUUGACUCACGUAUCGGCUAAGUGUUUGCCUCAUCUUUAUCCUUGCUGUUCAGUCUUGAAGUUGUAUUGUUUUAAUCCUUGGGAACAUCCAUCUUCUCAUCCCUUCGCUUUGUUUUCGAUAAUUCAGCUUCUUUCUCUUCUGAUUUUUAGGCUUUCACCAAG